Molecule: messenger RNA, 1927 nt
Organism: Exophiala viscosa
Lineage: Eukaryota; Fungi; Ascomycota; Eurotiomycetes; Chaetothyriales; Herpotrichiellaceae
Exons: 1
Coding region: 245-1903 (552 amino acids)
Biological process (GO): positive regulation of transcription by RNA polymerase II
Cellular component (GO): nucleus
Molecular function (GO): zinc ion binding; transcription cis-regulatory region binding; DNA-binding transcription factor activity, RNA polymerase II-specific
Source: RefSeq, a predicted model, not a curated record
GCAGGAGAAGAUGUGGCCGCCCUAGCCUCACAAUCACCAGCGUUGGCCUGGGCAAAAGCAGCAGUGAGCCAAGAUCUGGCAAGGCUAUUACUUCCUGCAGGUGGUCAGUGCCCCAUUCAGUCCACUCUUGUUUCCUGCAUAUCGAAAGCUCACUCCUCUUCUCAUUCCACCUGAACGGCACAGUCUGUUCAUUGAUUGUUGUUUCCCGAGAUGGGAUCGUCCCUCUCAUGAACCUAAACUCUGUAUGAAGCGCUCUAGAAGAGGAACAGACUCCAGAACCAGGAUAUCCUGCAUUGAAUGCAGGAAAAGGCAUGUGAAAUGUGAUGGUCAACAACCCUGCCAAAAAUGUUGGCAAGAUAACUUAUCCUGCUCUUACAAUGCACUGGCUCCGUUCCGAGCAAAGCAAUGGGAUCCUAGGGAGGCUGGCCUGCCAGACCUCCCCCCUCCGAGUGAGCCAGUAAAACGAGCAUCCAGACUUUCAUUUGUCUCUGAGAACGAACGUGUCGAAUCACGUUAUGAAGUGAUUGAGAGUCAACCAAAACCAAGGAGCACCAUAUAUGACACCGCAGGCCUUUCAUCUCCAGCUACUUCCCGAGACGGACCAUGGGCAAGUCCCUCCAGUUCAAAGGCGGGCAUACCCACUCGCAUGCCUAUCACCGAUUUAACAGAAGCUUUUUUCCUGGAACGGUAUUGUCGCAUUAUUGGACCAUGGUUUGACAUGUUCGACAUGAAGUGCAACUGGUCUCGAAACGUUCCGCAUCUGGCACUGUCCAAUAUAUCACUAUUCCGAGCUAUCAUCGCUAGCUGCGCCAAACAGUAUAGCCUAGUGGCACGCGAGAGCUCCAUCUUCGCUCUAGAUUACUACAAUCAUGCCUUGAAAGAGUUGACACAAGCACUGGACGACCCACAACUGAUCGGAUCGGCCGCAGUAUUCGCCUCAUGCCUUCUGACCGGUUAUUGUGAGAUGAUUGAUGCAAAAAGUCUGGAUUGGCACACUCACUUGCGAGGGACGUUCUCUCUAUGCGCAAGCCAAGGCUGGCAUGGCUUGUGCGGAGGCGUUGGUCAGUCUUGCUUCUGGGUCUACUGUCGAAUGGAUCUGUUGGCCUCUGUAGCCAGAGCAGAGAAGACAUCCUUGGAUACGACGAUGUGGCUCCCCGAAGGUGGUUCGCUUCGGCCAGCCGACCCGAGGCAGCAGUGGGAGCCUGAUUCUUGGUGCAAUCAAGUUGUUCUGCUCCUCGCCGAAACUCACAACCUGCUGUGUGAUGCGCGACAGUCUUCCCACCAGUCGACAAACCAGCCAUACCUGCUUGAUAGAUGGCGCAAGCUGUCAGCGAACUUGAGUGAACAUGAGUCCGGCCGACCGCCUUCAUUGCAUCCUAUCAUACAUUUACCUCCAGAAGGCCGGUCAUGUCCGUUCGAGAGACUAAUUUACGCGUCGCCUGCUGCUUGUGCUGCGACACAAAUGCUUGAAGUGGCGUCUCUGCUGCUGCUCGUAGCAUCUCCGAAUCAUGGUCCGGCCGAAAGACAAAAUCGGUCAGUAGCUGAUGAGGUCUCUGAGCGUGCACUCGCUCUCAGCCGCAAAAUCGUCAGUAACAGCAUCACCAAUCGCCUCACCAUUGCAUGGGCAAACGCAGUACAACUACUUGCUACCGCAGGGCUGGUUCUGGUGGCAGAGGAUGAACGAGCAGCACUGGUCACCAUACUGGAAGAUAUCAAGUCAGAAACAGGAUGGAGCGUCGAAGGCCACAUCCAGAGUCUGAACAGCUGGUGGAACUCAAUUGACCUUCGCUUCAACCAAGUGUAUGGUGCAGCUGUUGAGGGGACCUCCAGCGAAGACGUACUGCUCAAACGAGUCGGCGACUGCCUUGUGACCCUUGUUACCGAAACGAUGACAUAUACAUGAUGAGGUUUAUGUCCCGAUACUGUC